Paramuricea clavata is the source of this 669-nucleotide messenger RNA. NCBI's taxonomy places the organism in Eukaryota, Metazoa, Cnidaria, Anthozoa, Malacalcyonacea, Plexauridae. The record is from the annotation of a GenBank genome assembly.
AUGAAUACUUCUAACCCAAGUAUUCCAAUUUCGGACAAAAAAUUCGCAUCUACUGAACGAAUGAGAACUAACGUUCUAGAAAAGGCCCGAGAGAGAGGUCUCAAAAUAGAAGAGAAGAUUAACAACCACUUUGACGAAUUACUCAAGAAGGAAAAGAGGAAGGUAAUCGGAAAGGAAGUUAAAUCAGCAGCAAGACAGUUCCAGAGACGAAGAAAGCAAACCGAGGCUAACGCAAGAAAGGAAAUAAGGGAUACAAAGAAAUGGAGGACCGACAUCGCCAAGGAAGAAAAAAGACGGCGGAAGGAGGUCACGGACUGGAAAGCCGAGCCACAAAAGUGGAAAAAGGAGACCCAACGACUACGACGGAACGCAAGGGCCCGCGAAAGGCGAGCUGAGGAGAAUCGUAGGAUCGCAGAGGGUAAAUGGAAAGGUAAAAAGAAAUUUGCCAGACUCCAGUUAAAGAUGGGUGACAAGCUUAGUAAAAUCUGGGAAAAACCGAGGGAAAUCCUGAAACCCAUUCUAGCCAAACACGCCUUCAAGAAAAAGGUAAAGAAGUACGUCAUUACCCCAAACGGUAACUACGACCCAGCCUACUUCCUAACCAUCACGGAAGACGAGGUUAAAACACUCAUAAACUCCGAAACGGAACCCAGAAACGUGAGGAUGUGA